Molecule: messenger RNA, 1117 nt
Organism: Zymoseptoria tritici IPO323
Lineage: Eukaryota; Fungi; Ascomycota; Dothideomycetes; Mycosphaerellales; Mycosphaerellaceae
Product: mitochondrial 54S ribosomal protein YmL9
Exons: 1
Coding region: 4-924 (306 amino acids)
Biological process (GO): translation
Cellular component (GO): ribosome; mitochondrial large ribosomal subunit
Molecular function (GO): structural constituent of ribosome
Source: RefSeq, a predicted model, not a curated record
ACAAUGCCUCCGCGACCAUCCACCCGGCUCUUUGCCACCCCUCCGCGCUUCCUCUGCCCAUCUCUCUCCAUCCCGAUCCAACAGACCCGUUCAAUACGCUCCAUCCUACCCGUCAAAAAGCCCUCCCGCUUCAACCAUGCGCCAUCACUACCCGUCCUAUCAGCCUCUCAAACAGCCGCUUUCGACCGCAAGGAGGCCUCAUUUCCUCUCCGUACUGGCGCUCUCGCGAUCAAGAAAGGAAUGACAGCCAUCUACGACCCUACAACUGCCAAACGAGAAGCCUGCACGGUCCUUCAACUCGACAGAUGUCAAGUCAUCUCACACAAGCUACGGCCUGUACACGGGUACUGGGCAGUGCAGGUUGGCUGUGGCACGAAAGAAGCAAGAAACGUCACAAGACCUGAACGAGGACAUUUCGCUGCACAAGGUGUGCCGAUCAAGAGACAUGUUGCAGAGUUCAGGGUGAAAAAUGAAGCUGGGCUAGCAGAAGUGGGCAGCGUCAUCACAGCAGAUCUCUUCCAGCCGGGACAAUUCAUCGAUGCACGAGCGACAACACGAGGAAUGGGUUUCGCGGGUGGAAUGAAGCGAUGGGGUUUCUCCGGACAGCCUGCUUCGCACGGUAAUUCGCUGACGCAUCGUGCCAUGGGCUCGGCUGGUGCCAGUCAGGGUAGUGGAUCUCGAGUUCUGCCAGGAAAGAAGAUGGCAGGACGCAUGGGAGGCGAGAGACAUACAGUACAAAAUUUGAAGGUCAUGAUGGUGGAUCGCGAGAAUGGGAUUGUGGUUGUCAGUGGUGCGGUGCCGGGGCCGAAGUACUCCAUCGUGAGCAUUCAGGAUGCGUUGAAGAAGCCCUGGCCGACGGUGGAAGGUCAGCCGGGGAUCAAGAUGCCAGAGGUGGUCAUUCGGGAGAAGGUUGCUGAGGCUUGAGGCUUGGUCUGAGAUGGGUUGACCGAUCAGCGAGUAUGGUCCCGUGCACAUUGAAUGCGAGGCAUAGAGCAGAAGCGUUCGAAAUCCCGGGAACAUCCUUUGUCGAGUCUCGACAGCGCGCCUCGAGCCUCCAAACAGUCCGAAGCUGCUGUGGCGCCAGGAUUACAAACCUCUGGCCCGUCCACACGCGCGC